Messenger RNA from Orbilia oligospora ATCC 24927, 2247 nucleotides. RefSeq lists its product as uncharacterized. The record is from RefSeq and is a predicted model, not a curated record. The coding region runs from base 1 to 2247 and encodes 748 amino acids. The transcript is spliced from 2 exons. Gene Ontology annotation, biological process: protein deubiquitination. NCBI's taxonomy places the organism in Eukaryota, Fungi, Ascomycota, Orbiliomycetes, Orbiliales, Orbiliaceae. Gene Ontology annotation, cellular component: nucleus; cytosol. Gene Ontology annotation, molecular function: cysteine-type endopeptidase activity; cysteine-type deubiquitinase activity.
AUGUCCUACUACGCCUACAACCCCUACGUCGUCACCCAUCAAGAUUCGGACUACUUCAAACGUAACGACUUCCUAACCCGCUUCAUCAACUACCUAUCCGAUCAAAUGUCGUCAUUCCUUACGACUUCGGAGACAAAACCACAAAUCAUUGCCUAUGCUGCCGGAGCAGGGUUGGCAGCAGGGGUGUUGAUAUAUGUCUUCGGUCCGACUUUCUUCAUCGAUGGGAAUAGUAUGAAUGGGAAUGUUGUUGCCGGUGGUUCUGGGAAGAGGAAGCAGACCGUUGUUGGACUUUAUAAUCCUGCCAAUGAUUGUUUCGUAAAUUCGGUUCUGCAGGCUUUGGCGGGGUGUGGUGAGUUGAGGAAGUUCUUGGGAGGGAGGAUGGGGGUUCAAGGAGAGCUUGAGGAGUUUGAAGGGAACGGAAGGGUUGCUUGGAAAGGACGUAGGCCGGUUUUGACGAGAGCUUUGAAGGUUAUGCUUGAUAAGCUUAAUGAGCGCCCGUUACAUAGGAAGACGAUUUCGACCAGGGAUUUCAUUUAUGAGCUUGAACGGGUUUUCAGAUCGCGGAUUUCGAGGAACCAACAGGAUGCGCAAGAAUUUUUGCAGAUUGUGGCACAGACUUUGGCGGAGGAGUAUGAAGCGCAGGAGAAGGUUAGACUGAUGGUUAAGAAUGUUGAAGAAGGGAAGGAAAAGGAAGAGGAAGAGAGCGAUAAAGAAGAGGAAACUGACGAUGAUAACGAAGAAGGAGAAGAGAAUAAGGAGAAGGGGAGUGAGAAUGCUAAGGUAGAGGAUCAGAAACAGGAAGACGACACGAGCGAGCACAGCUUUGAGGUUGUGACAGCUGUGGAUGAGCAGAACGAGGAAGUGAAGGAAGCUGAAGCCGAUAUCUCAACCGUUGAAAGCGUUAAGUCGACAACUGAAGAACCUGAAUCAACUGCCACCGAGCUGUCGACACCCGAAACAUCGAACGAUGAGGGAGAAUCAUCAUUCACAGAUACAGAUCAGGAGUCAUCGAAGCCCAAACCGAAACAUGUCUCCUUGGACACUAAAAUCAAGGAGCUAGAGAAGGAAGAAGCGGAGGCGGAGAAGGAAAAGACAAAGAAGGAAGAACCGAAGAUCCCAGAGUUUGGUAUGCCAAUGGAAGGAAAGUUGGAAUCGGGGAUUCAAUGUCUUGUCUGUGGAUUCGAGCCGAAGCCUACUGGAUCUACAUUUGUCGUUUUGACCCUCAACGUCCCGAUGAAAAGUUCUGCGACACUCGAUGACUGCUUUAACGAACAUCUAUCUACGGAAUUCAUUGAUGACUUUCAAUGCGCGAAAUGCAAGCUGGCCAAGAUGAUCGCGGUUCAAGAGAAGAGGCUUGCCACCACGAAGGAUGAAAAGGAAGCUAGCGCUCUCAAAGAUUCUCUAGAAACACUAAACGACUGUCUGAAGAACAACCCAGAGGAAAUACCAAAGGACACACUCCUCCCGUCGCCAAAACUCACAACUGUCAAAUCACGCAUCGCGAAACGAACAUACUUUGCACAUUGUCCGAAUGUACUGGCCAUUCAUCUAUCAAGAUCUAUCUUCGAUUACUACUCGAGGAAGAACAGCUGUAAAGUGGCUUUCCCCGAGGAGCUAUUGCUCGGACCGUUGUUGAAUCGAAGUAAAUACAAGUUGCUGGGGUUGAUUACCCACAGGGGUAGUCAUGAUAGUGGACAUUAUGAGUGUUAUAGACGUCAAAAUUCGCAUCCGCCACCUUAUUCGACCCCUAUGACGAUGAUGAUGCCUAAGGGUGAAGUUGGAACACCCGUGACACCAGUUACGCCGGCAACUUUGGAGACACCGGCUUCACAAAUACAGACACAGACACCAACGACGCCGACGCCGACGCCCGGGACGAGUCAGCUUAAUUUAGGAGAGAAGACUGGGGAAAGUAGUAAUGGAAACUCUACUCCCGCCACUUCUGCCACUGUCUCGGCUUCGGCUUCAGUUUUACAGUUGGACGAGAAGAAGAAGGUUGUUACGACCGGGAGUGCGCUUCCAACGAGUAGUGAAAAGGUUGUGGCUACGGCUGCGGGGAAGGCAUCAAAGGUCGAUACCCUCUCGUUGAAGAGCUUUCCAUCGAAAGGAAAGAAAGCGAAGGGGGUUGAUAGCCGAUGGUGGAGGAUCAGUGACGAUUCUGUGAAGGAGGUUAAGACGAAUGAUGUAUUGGGGCUACAGAAGGAGGUAUAUUUGUUGUUUUAUGAGAAGGUUCAUCCGGAGAGGUGA